Molecule: messenger RNA, 998 nt
Organism: Phodopus roborovskii (desert hamster)
Lineage: Eukaryota; Metazoa; Chordata; Mammalia; Rodentia; Cricetidae
Product: vomeronasal type-1 receptor 4
Exons: 1
Coding region: 10-984 (324 amino acids)
Biological process (GO): G protein-coupled receptor signaling pathway
Cellular component (GO): membrane
Molecular function (GO): pheromone receptor activity
Source: RefSeq, a predicted model, not a curated record
UCGUCUUUUAUGCAGGAUCCUCAUUUGAGAGCAGAAACUGAGAACAUGGCAUCCAGUGAGUUGUCUAUAGGAGUGAUCUUCUUGUCUCUGACUAUGAUUGGACUACUGGGGAAUUUCUUGCUUCUCCACCACUAUCUGUUUGUUUACCUAAGUAGGUACAGACUAAAGUCUACAGACUGGGUUCUGAUGCACUUGAUUGUAGCCAGCAUCUUAACCAUCCUGUGUAAAGGAGUGCCACACACAAUGGCUGCUUUUGGACUGAAGGACUUCCUCGAUGAUAUUGGAUGCAAAUUGUUUUUCUCUUUUCACAGAUUAGGCCGGGGUUUGUGUAUUGGCUGCACCUCCUUCCUUAGUGUCUUCCAGGCCAUCAUCAUCAGCCCCAGGGACUCCUGGUAUUCAGAGCUGAAAAUAAAAACACACAAGUAUAGCUGUUAUGUUCUCUACAUGAACUGGGCCAUUUAUUUCCUUAUAAGCAGUAUGAAUCUUGUGCAUAUGAGGGCAAUAUAUGGAAAUGAAAGCACAGCAAACCUGAAGUCAUUUUUAUACUGCUAUGCUGUCCGUCAUGACCAAACCAGUGACAUCUUUUACGCAGCAUUGCUGACAGCUCCUGACAUUCUUCUUCUGGGACUCAUGCUAUGGGCCAGUGGCUACAUGGUUCUCACCCUCUACAGGCACAAGCAAAGGAUGCAACACAUGCCCAAGAACAAUUUCUCUUCCAGAUCCUCCCCUGAAUCCAAAGCUACUAAAACCAUCCUUCUCCUGGUCAGUACCUUUGUCUCCUUUUACACAAUCUCUUCGCUUUGUCAGCUCUUUGUGACUAUUAUAUAUAAUCCCAGCUGUUCUCUGGUGCGUGUGACUGCAAUGGCUUCUCUGUUUUUCCCCACUGUUUGUCCUUUUGUCCUCAUGAGCCGUGACUCUCGGGUAUCCAGCUUUUUCCUGUGUUUGAAAAUGAGUAAACAUUUCCAUAAAGAAUGUAAUCAAUAACUGAGUUGAUAGUU